AUGCUCCACAUACUACCAAUGAACAUCACCGGAGUGAACACAAAAGCCUCUCUAUCUAACCCAGAGUGGUAUUUGUUUGUUUCCCCAGAGGAGAUAGCUGACCAGACCAUUCAUGAGCUGGAGUGGAUGAAGAAGGUUCUGGAUAUCGAGAAGAGUGACAUCAAGGUUGUCCUGGAGGAAGCUGAGGUGAGCACACAGCACGAAAGUGUCUAUUCUUAAUACAAGGGUACAAAGAGUCCAGUGGAAACCUGAGAGCAGUGAUCUCAAAUCAAAUCAAAUUGUAUUGGCCACAUGCGCCGAAUACAACAGGUGCAGACAUUAAAUUGAAAUGCUUAUUUACAGCCCUUAACCAACAGUGCAUUUAUUUAUAAUAAAAAAGUAAAAUAAAACAACAAAAAAGUGUUGAGAAAAAAAGAGCAGAAGUAAAAUAAAAUAACAGUAGGGAGGCUAUAUAUACAGGGGUGUACCGGUUGGUGUGACCAUGUAACUCAGCCAUGUGACACUGUUCGAUUGCUCUGAUCCAGGGCACCGUUGAGCAAGAGAGCAAGAACCUUCGUGUCCAACUGGAGCUGAACCAGCUCAAGACUGAGGUGGACAGGAAGAUAGCCGAGAAGGACGAGGAGGACUCCAUGACAGUCUUCCAGUAUGCUUUUAUAAGCAGCACAGAUUAGUCAGUAUUUAUUUUGGAUAGUGUUUUAGGCUUCUCUCUCUAAGCAGCCUAUUUAAUAAUAAUAAUAAUAAUAAUAAUAAUAAUAAUAAUAUAUGCCAUUUUGCAGACUCUUUUAUCCAAAGUGACAUAGUUAUUCAUGCAUACAUUUUUUACAAAUGGGUGGUCCUGGCAAUUGAAAACACUAUCCUAGCGCUGCAAGCCCCAUGCUCUACCAACUGAGCUACAGGGGACGAUUUGUCACUUUCCCUGCACCAGCGCUCCCUCGAGUCCCUGUAGACCACCCUGGAGGCCAAGGCCAGGUCCAGGAAUGAGGCUCUGCAGUUGAAGAAGAAGAUGGAGGGAGACAUGAACGAGAUGGAGGUCAAGCUGAACCACACCAGCAGACAAGCUGCUGAGUCCCAGAGGAUACUGCGCUACCUGCAGGUGCAGUGGAGCACUAACACAAUUCAUAAAAUGUCUUAUUUUAGUCAUUUAGCAGACUCAUAUCCAGAGCGACUUAGUUAGUUAGUACAUUAAUCUUAUAUCACAGUCAUAGUAAAUACAUUUCUCAAUAAAGUAGUUCUCAGCAAAGUUAGUGCUAGUAAGAAAAGACUAGUGCAAUUCAUACUAUUAUAGGAUCAACAUUUUCAUAGAUCUUUCACACGAACAACACAAUUUAUACUUAGGGCAGAUAUUUAUCAUUAAUAAUAAACCAUUUGUAUAGUGACCAUUAACAUGUGUUGACUGGAUAACUGCAUCGGCCAGAAUGAGGAACUGAAGGAGCAGUGGGGCCUGACGGAGCGUAGGAACAACUUGCUGAUGGCCGAGGUGGAGGAGCUGCGCACCGUGGUGCAGCAGACCGACCGCGGAUGCAAGAUGGCCAAACAUGAGCUGCUGGAGACAACCGAGAGUCAACCUGCUGCAUGCCCA
Coregonus sp. 'balchen' is the source of this 1579-nucleotide messenger RNA. Lineage: Eukaryota; Metazoa; Chordata; Actinopteri; Salmoniformes; Salmonidae. The record is from the annotation of a GenBank genome assembly.